Paramuricea clavata is the source of this 3819-nucleotide messenger RNA. The record is from the annotation of a GenBank genome assembly. NCBI's taxonomy places the organism in Eukaryota, Metazoa, Cnidaria, Anthozoa, Malacalcyonacea, Plexauridae.
AUGAAAAAGUUGUGCCAGUACAAAGCUGGUAAGCUUAAUAUUAAAUGAUGCAAGUGAUGCCGUUAUAUCCAUGAGUUCGUGCGAUGCUUGAAUGUAAUGGUGCUCAGCAGUAUUAUAAAUAAUCUCGAUAAAUAUACUGUAUUUGUGUAGGUGCAAAUGUGGGAACUGCAACGAUUCGUUGCUUGUUGGGUCUCGUGAAUAUCGCUGCUGUAAAGAAAUUAUCGAAGCGACAGGAAAAUUUACAUUUGAAGGGUUAGACGCCAUGUGUAUAACCAGCCAUGCAGAUUUCGAUCCCUUGACUAAUAAAACAGUCCUGUUACAAGUUGGUCCUUUGCUCAAAACUAAAAGUGAUAGGCGCUACAACAAGUAUGGCCACACAGAAAACGAGUAAGUAUUUACUGUAGUAUUAAAGGACACGAGGAAAUAUAAAAUCUUGACCACAGUGAACAAAUUCUCAUGAGCAUUUUAUAAUGACAGUGACAGUAUGACUCUUGUAAAAUGUAAUGCUUGUUUAUGUUUGAUGCUUAUACAAACUCAAGCUAAAUAGAGGUAUAAAACAAUAUUAUAGUUUACCAAAAAUCCAAAAUGCCACAGGUUUUGAUUUAUACAAAGAGACUAUCAUAACUUUAUUUGAUUUAUAAACAAAGGGUCAAGUUAAUAUCUGGCAAUUUUAAAAAUUAGUUGGUUGUUACAAUCCCCCAUACAUACUGCAGGUAUUGUCACAGUGACAAUAUAAUAUUGCUUCAUCUGAGUGUAAGUAUUUGUGACUGAACGGUUUUAUGGUGCCAUUGACAACUUUUUUCUUUUUUUAAGAUUUUUACGUGCAGUUGCAUAUCGAUGGCUUGCAAGAUGGCUAUUCGGUGAGAUGGGCUGGGAAAAUACCCGACCACUGGCAGCCUGUGUUUAUCACAACAUUAGAAAGAGAUUUUCUUUGAUCAGUCGUUGAUUGGUAUAACUCGUAUUAAAGUUUAGUAUUUAUAAAUUAAAUGUUUUUCAUACUUCUUCUCACUUGUGUGUCGUCUCUAUCCAUAGUUUCACAGUUUUUCAAGCAUUUUAUAAAGUUUGAAAAAAUCACUAUCCGGUGGAUAGCCCUAUAUCUGACCUUCGUACAACGGAACUCAGGGACCGGUUGUUCAACGGUGGGUUAGCGCUAACCCUGGGUUAAAAUUUAACCUGUUUUAGUUUAUGUAUUUCUGCACGCAUGUUUAUUUCAAAACUUCAGAGAAGUAAACUCCUUACAUCCAGACAAGAUAUCUGGAAAAAUAUUUCCAAAUUUCCAUAGACAAGCUGUGAGGAAGUUUGCUUUGAAUUUUAGGUUAAGCUGGGGUUUAAGCUAAACCAGUUUUGAACAACUGGCCCCAGAAUAAUAUUCAAGACACUCCAGAUCACUCUACGUGGAUAUUGCGUGUGUUACUAUGGUUACCGAAAAUUCACACGCAACAUCCACGUAAAUACGAAGCGCGCGAAAUUUUGGUUUUUGGCAUUUUUGUUAGGCAGUAACUGACAGUAAGUUUUUUCCGAAAAAAACCCAACUUUAAUUAAAAUGUGUUAAGUUUUUUGAACAUACACUGUAUCUUUGAACGAAAAAUAAUAACACUACUAUUUGUGGAAUAUAUAUGUUUUGGGCAAAAAUAACUUCAUUUACUGAGUUUGUCACAACAAAAAAGUUUUCGUGUUUUUAACAGUUUUUUUUUGUUUUUUACAGAUAUUUCAAAUAAUUUGGCUGAAAGGUAUGACUAUAUUUUAAAAUUAUUUAUAGUAUGCUUCUUAGCUGAUGUUAAACAGCCUUUGCUUCAUGGCCAAAAACAUUCCUGUUCAAUAUAAAAGAUGGGAAUGUAUUCAAUAUUUGUUUUAAUAUGCACUGGGAGUGGAGAUGUUGUAUUUUAUUAAUGAUUUCCUUUAAUAUUUUCUUUUAUAAUUAUAGCAAAGGUUUAACAAACACAAAAGUAAGUUGCUCCAAUUUUUUGAAUGAGCGAAUAAAACCAUAUUAAAAGAGGCAUCCAGGUUGAACAUAUAGGUAUAGCUUGGACUUAUAAACUUAGCUAUUUCAUAACUAAUCCCUAUAUUAUAACUAAUCCCUAUAUUAUAACUAUUUCAUUUUAGUGGAAUUACCGGAACUGGACAACCCUGCUAUUCUUGGUAUGUACAUUGCAAUAAAUAUGUGGUAUAAUACUGUAUCUACUUUUUGGUUUUAUAUAAAGCAACAUUUGUUCUAGCUGGUUGGACCUCACAUAAAAUUAAAUGGACUUACAACUAAUAGUAAAUUGUGUGAACAGAGGCCAGUUGUCACCAAUUGUUUGGCUACAGUUGUACAGACUGAAGUAUAUUUGUGACCUUGAGGUAUAUUUUUGUGACCUCGAGGUAUAUUUUUGUGACCAAUAUUUCAGUGACCAUGCAGAGGUAAAGUUAAUUGUGACCAAUUGCUCAGCGAAAACCCUCUUGGCCAGCCACAAUGAAAUAUUUUCUCAUGUAAACAUGUUAAAAUUCAAUCCAAUUACCCAGUGAGUACCAUGCAUGUACAGUAGUUGUAGAUUGUCCUCUCCUACAGUAGCUACAUGUAAUAAAGUGUAUACUGACAAUUUCAUUUUACAGAGCAUCGUUAUAACAUUCUACGGAUUAUCAAUUUGCAAUAUCAUGCAUGUGACACAGUAACCUCAUCUUUAACCUUCUAACACAACAUCUUUUAUUUUAGACGUUCAUGUUGAUGAUGGUAAGAAUUCAGUUAUAUAUUUAAAACACAAAUUCUUAAAGCUAGGUCAUUCUGUUUGAGAAAUAAUAAAAUCUGAUGUACUCAAUUGACAAGAAAGGAUUAACUUUCAAUUAUUUUCUCCAUGGUACAGUUGUGAAUGUUUUCUACAAUAAUAUAGUAAAUUAGUAAUGAUUGAUAAUUAAGAAUAUAUUAUGUACAAUAUAUUACAGAUUAAGUAUAUUACAGAUUUCUUAUGAAUAUUUGCAACAUUUUUUUUUCUAAUUAACUAUAGAAAGUGAAGUCGAAGAGGAUGAAGGAGAAGUCCAGCCAUGUAAGUUAAUCUUAUAAAACAAUAUGUUCAGUAUGGUUCAAUCAUACUUAUAAUUAUAUUAUUAUUACUUCUACAAUAAGGUGCAUGAUUUUAUUUCAGUGAAUGAACAACCUCGACAAGAAGAUGCAAAUGGUAUGGUUCUAAUGUUGAUAUACUUACAUACCUAUAUCUGUAAUAUGUAAUUUGGUCUAACUACAGUUAGUACUAUUUUUUUCAGUUCAAGAACGACAACAACGUCCACGGCAUGGUAAUAGUACAUUCUUUAUAAAGUUUAAUUAUACACACAUACCUCUCUUGUGUAAUUCAAACUAAUCAACAUUCUUUCAUUACAGUUAAUCAUGAACGACACCCACAACGUCGUGACGGUAUAGUUCUUGAAGUAGAUUUAUACACUAAGUACUGAGGACUGUUAUUGAACGCACGAUUAGCACUAGCUCUGGGUCAAACUUUAACACAUUUUUUUCGUCUAUAUAUAUAUAGUAGAACUUCACAUUUGUUUACUUCAGAACUUUGGAAAAUUAAACUUCUUUCGAUUCUAUUUUUCUAAUUUAGAAAAUCAAGCAAGGAGAAUGGGCAAUGGUAAGUACUGUAUAUUUUGUUAACAUCUGUAUUUUAUCAACAUCUUAGUGAGUGCACUUCCUGUAUGUACUGUAACCUAAAUGAAUAUUCUUGAAAACUGAUUGUAUUUUCUUUAAAUUUAGGACGUUGCUAUAAGUGUGGCCUCCGUGGCCAUUAUGCUGUGGCAUGCCGUUCACGUAUGUACUUUACUAAAACUACAAAUAUUAUAAUAGUCCUGUGA